Messenger RNA from Grosmannia clavigera kw1407, 3246 nucleotides. Its product is annotated as transcription factor. The record is from RefSeq and is a predicted model, not a curated record. Gene Ontology annotation, molecular function: RNA polymerase II cis-regulatory region sequence-specific DNA binding; DNA-binding transcription factor activity, RNA polymerase II-specific. Bases 1 to 3246 code for a protein of 1081 amino acids. The transcript has 2 exons. Gene Ontology annotation, cellular component: transcription regulator complex. Gene Ontology annotation, biological process: regulation of transcription by RNA polymerase II. Lineage: Eukaryota; Fungi; Ascomycota; Sordariomycetes; Ophiostomatales; Ophiostomataceae.
AUGGAGGUUGUCUGCCCUGUGCUGCCUUCGCAGCAUCGUCUCCCGCUUCAGGAGGCUACUGGCAAUGUGCAGUCUCAUGCCAGCAACAACAGCAACAACACUCUUGCCUACUGCUCUCCUGUCACUGCCUCACACUCUUCACCAGCUUCCACCUCUUCAUUGCCAUCCAGCGCACUUCCUUUAGUGUCCUGCACACAGGUGUCAUCAGUAGCAGCAUCUUCCAUCCCAUCUGCUCCCAUCCUACCUACCCAGUCUCUCGAUAUUUCUCAGCACAACAACGUCUACACCUACCACAGCCAACAUACGCAGCCUACUUUCUACCCUGAGGCGCUCAUCAAGCAACUCCCUUCUCAGCAAUACACCCAGCACUCCGCUCAUAAGUAUCAACAGCAGCAGCAACAACAACAGCUGCUCUCCAGACGCCACUCUAUUCAUCAUGGCAGUCUUGCCCUGGGUGGCGGCUUUCCUGGCGGCAGCGUCAUCAGCUCCAGCAAUGGUCUUGGCCCUGCAAUCCCGAACGCGAAUGCCAACGUCAACCCGAUCUACCUGUCUCCGCAAUUCCAGGCCUACCGCAAGAAGCAGACGGAGAAGGACGACAAGACAGAGCAGAUCUGGCCGGAUGUGCUCGAAGAUGCGUUUCUUGAUGCCCUUCUGUUGAUACCCCAGAUGGGUCGCAAGAAGUACGCAAUGCGCGGACAGCUGCACGGCCGCAACAUGCUCAUCAGCGAGUACCUCUGGGUGGCUUACUGCCUGUCUCUGCCGGCUGGCGUCAAGCCCGACAGCAAGAUGGCCCGUGGCCGCAAGCAGGUGUCCAGCCACAUCCAGGUGCUCAAGAACUUCUUCAUCCACCAUCGGUGCUACCACUUCUUCUUUCCCAGCAAGGAGAAGAAGGAGGACACGCGCAAGGACCUGCUUGAGAAGGAGUCCUUCAAGGACAACCGGGUGCUGCGUGCUCUGUUUGAUGGACGUCUGCCCGAGGAGCGGCCCAACUACGAAUACUUUGGUCAGCUGUUGGCGUCGGACGGACUUGUGGCCAUUCGGCCAAGCCUCUGCUGGAUCCUGGUGUCAUCCGCGGCUGUGCGCUAUGAAAGUGACGGUCCCCAUCGCGGCGAAGCCACCAAGCCCGAUGGCUUGCCACUGGAUGGGCGCGUGUACCCCCACCUGCACCUCAACAACAAGCGUGAGGAGUGGCCAGAGCGUGGCAAGAUCAUCCGCGGAACGCUUCUGCAGGAGUACACGCGUGCUCUGAGCCAGAAGGAGGCCAGCUCGGUGCGCGAUAUCUCGCAGGACUGGAAAGACCGAUUCCCCGGUCAGAUGUGCGAGGCGCUGGACCAGGUUGUGCGCGAGGAUCUGCGAGACAUUCUUCAUUUCCAUGUCACGCUCGACGUACAGGAGCCAGACCGGUUCCCGGAGGGAUCGGAACUGAACAGCCUGGUUGAGGUGACGAUUGAGCAGGCGUACCUGCAGAACCACCGGUGGAAGUCGGUGACCCGGCUGGCACGGCCAAGCGAGCUGGUGCCAGGCCGGCCGGACGACGAGGAGACUGGCAGCAGCGCCAACCAGGUACCGGUGUCUGUGAUCACGCGUGACAUUGGCAACCAGUACAUGCACCGACCAGGAUGCCACGGCGUGGGCAACGGCGGACACUGUGACUGCUUCCAGAGUGCCCGCAUGCGGCGGCAGCAGUUGGCUGUGCCCUUUCCGGCCCCUGAGUGGGCAACGAUGCUCAGCAUGCUCACGGCAUACCGCAGACACCCUCUUGAAGAGGAUGGUGGUGAGGCGGCCGGUGUGUACGCCUCGCGUGCCAGCUCCAAGAAGAGCAGUGGGAAGCGGUCGUCUUACGGAUCGACAGCGACGUCGGCGUCCACUUCGACCCGCCGCCGCGAGUCGGACAGAUUCACCGAGGUGGGUGAUGACGUCGGUGACGAUAGCUUCACAUCGGCCUCGUCGGCCGAUAGUACCGGCAGCAACGGGACUCCGACCCAGAUGGACCUCGUGCGCAACAUUGCGAUGCUGCAGGAGCUCUGGUCAUGUGACCCAUCGUCACCUUCUUCCACGCCUAGCGAGGACGGCUCGUCGGCCCCGACUUGGGUUCGCCGGGCAGUGAUUCUGUGGACGUUCGAGACGGUCUACAGCGUCAACGAGCGCAAGAUGGAGGUGGUCAAGAUGCCGGCUGGCACAGGUUGGCGUUUCCUGACGACGAUCGACCCGGCCUCAGAGUAUCACCAGCGCCAGGCUCUCGUGAUGCCGGGAAGCAAGGGCAUGGACGGGCAUCGGGAACAACAGCAGCAUCACCAGCAACACCAGCAACACCAGAACCACCAGAACCACCAGAACCACCAGCAUCACCAGCAUCACCAGCAGGUGCCAUCGCCGCCGCAUUCGAGCACGCCGCAGCCGUACCCGAUGUCGUACCAGACGCGUCGGGACAGCGACAUGUCGCCUCAUCCCGGCUACCACCAACACCUGACGGCAGCCAUGAGCGAGCACCUCAGCAGCAGCUGGGACCCGAACGGCAAUGCAGGCGACUACCGCCAACUCUCGCCACCAGAGUCGUACCAGGUGCCGGGUCCCCUCGGACUGCUCGACACGACGUAUGGGGCCGGCCUAGCCACACCGCCACCGACGGCCAGCCUGCCUUCACCGUAUGCGACCACGAUUGACAACCAGCACCAGCACCAGCAGCACCAGCACCAGCACCAGCAGCACCAGCACCAGCACCAGCAGCACCAGCAGCACCAGCACCAGCAGCACCAGCACCAGCAACGCCAACAUCAGGCGGCCGUGCACGCCUACAACCAACACCAGCAGUCCUUCCCGGGCCAGCUCGGCUUUCUGUCGGCUCCUUCACCGGCUGACACGGAGAGCAGCCGAAGUCAGGCAGCCGCUGCUGGAGGACACACGCAGCCUGUGAUCGACCCGUUUCUGGCGGCAGCGGCGGCGGCGGUGGAUUCUGGCAGUAGUGGCAACGGCGGUAGCUCGCUGCCUGACUGGGACACGCACGAUGUGGCACAAGCCUUUGGAGGCUGGCCGGUGACAACAGGUGGCAGCACAGCAGGCGGUGCCGGCCCGGUGACAGCCAGAGGACCCUCCAGCUGGCAACAGCAGCAGCACCAACAGCAGCAGCAUCAACAGCAGAACCGCGGCCUGAAGCGUGGACGCUCAGACAGUCUGGACGAUACGAGCGGGUAUCCGGUGGCCAGCAUGCCGAAGCUCAGCCAUAAUGGGUUCAGCAGCUGGCGGUGA